AUGGGUCCAAAAUUAUUAUCCGUGGAUUCCACCAGAAUUCCAGGCUUCCCUGGCGCGCCCAUCCAUCUGGACAGAGCACCACUUCGAAUAAUUGACGAUGCAGACGCGAAUUUCGACAAGGACACCGACACCAACGAUCUGACCACCGCCAUUGGCAUCACAAACGUGCUGUACCGCUGGUGUCCCUUCGCGCUGCACGCCUUCCUCGACAUCGAUGCCUGGUUCUCCUUCACAUGGACCCUGACCAUCCAGGACGAGAUGAAGAUCGAAAUCGGACGCGUGGAAAACCAAAUCACCAUCGGUACACUGGACGCAGCAGGUGAAAAGUGGACGUUGAUGUUGACGUUCAACAUCACCACCGAAGGACCACAGAGGGGAGCUUGGGUGCCCAAUCCUGGUGAAAGCAUGCUCGGCGACAACGACCUCACUGACCCUGCACAAAUCGACAGACUGGGCAGAGAAUUUGUGAGGGAUCUGUGUCUUAAAGAGCGUUGGACGACGGGCAAGAAAAUGCAGCAUCAGUUGUUUGUCGAGUAUGCACUCAUGGAUCCCUUCAGCGAUGGCAUCCCUAUGAACCCACACUGGCUCUACAAAUCUCUGGACCUCAGUCUCUGCACCAAAUGUGGCAUCCACAAAGAUGCCAAGUCCUUGCAACGUUGUGGUAGAUGUGGUACAGCAGCUUAUUGCUGUCCUUCACACCAAAAACAAGAUUGGCCUGUGCAUAAAAGCAUCUGCAAUAUGAGUUUGGAAGACAGAGGCCAGAUGUUGAAGAUUUCUCAGAACGAUGGGUUGAUUGGAUGGGAUUUGUCAAAGACGGUGUUUGAUGAGGAUGAAGACGACGAGGAGACUUUGUGCAAGAAUCCUAACUUUGUGACGCCGCAGUUGAAGAGGGCACGUCAGACGAAUGCAAAGAUCAGUACUAUGUAA
Messenger RNA from Aureobasidium namibiae CBS 147.97, 927 nucleotides. RefSeq lists its product as uncharacterized. The record is from RefSeq and is a predicted model, not a curated record. The coding region runs from base 1 to 927 and encodes 308 amino acids. NCBI's taxonomy places the organism in Eukaryota, Fungi, Ascomycota, Dothideomycetes, Dothideales, Saccotheciaceae. The transcript has a single exon.